UUACAUCAUGCUGGCAGACUAACGCAGCAUCACACACCGGAUUGGCCCGCCCUGCGUGGCACACGGAUGUGAUUGGUUGACUCCCAGCACCUGCGGACUGGAGAGAGGACAGCGGUGGUGUUGCACGCGAGGGAGGCUUAGGAUACAAGGUGAGGUUGGCGCGGGGAGAAGAUGAGGAAUAUAAACAACAUCACAUCAUAUCCGAGGAAGAUGAUCUGAGAGGACUCGACCUCUACAUGACUUCUGCCUCCAAGAGCGGGAAGACGCGCUGAACCUCGUGCGACUCGGACGAGCUGGUCUUCUCUACUCAGACUCCUCCUCUUCCUGCUCCACGAUGGGAUCGCACGUCCUCACCCUCGCCGUCCUCUCCGUCCUGACGUCCUCGCUGGGCGCCAGCGGAGACGACUUCCUCCCAGGUGAGGAAGUGACAUCAUCAGGGGGGUCCGGCUGCCCAGCCCAGUGCGUGUGUGAGACCCGCCCCUGGUACACCCCCCAGUCUGUGUACCACCAGGCCCGGACGGUGGACUGCAAUGAGCUCCGCCUCCACCAUGUCCCUCCAACCAUCUCCCCCAACACGCAGGUGCUGCUUCUUCAGAGUAACAACAUCUCUCUGAUCGGUACCGAGCUGCAGAAUCUGAACAACCUGACGGAACUGGACCUGUCGCAGAACCACUUCACACAGGUCCAGGACAUGGCUCUGGGCUCCCUGGAGCAGCUGGUCACGCUGUACCUGGAGGAGAACCUCCUGGAGGGUCUGGAGGACUUCAGCCUGCGGACCCUCUGCAGCCUGGAGGAGCUCUACGUCAACCACAACCGCCUCAACUCCAUCUCCCAGCACGCCUUCUCAGGCCUCACCAGCCUGCUCAGGCUCCAUCUGAACUCCAACCGCCUGGUGGCCAUCGACCGGCGCUGGUUCGAGUCGCUGCCCUCCCUGGAGAUCCUGAUGAUCGGGGAGAACCCCAUCCUGGGCCUGGAGGAGCGCACCUUCCAGCCGCUGGCCCGGCUCCACAGUCUGGUCCUGGCCGGGAUGGGCCUGGAGGAGGUCCCCCCCGCCGCCUUCCUGGGCCUCCACUACCUGGAGAGCCUGUCCUUCUACGACAACAAGCUCAGGUGGGUUCCCCGCGAGGCUCUCGGCAUGCUGCAGAACCUCAAGUUCCUGGACCUGAACCGGAACCCCAUCUCCCGGGUCGGACCGGGGGACUUCCAGGACCUGUUCCACCUCGAGGAGCUCAGUCUGAACUACAUGGACCAGCUGGUGGCGGUGGAGCGCGACGCCUUCCAGAACCUCCCAGAGAUGGUGAAGCUGGAGGUCUACAGCAACCCAGGGCUGGUCUCUGUAGACCCCCACGCCUUCAGUGGCCUUCCCUCCCUGCGGACACUGCUGUUGCAUAGCAACCAGCUGAGCCUACUGUCCAAUCAGCUGCUGACGUCCCUUCCUGGUCUGGAGGAGCUGUCGCUCCACUCCAACCCGCUGCGCUGUGACUGCCUAGCCGCCUGGGGCCCCCACCUCGGCAACCAAUCAGCCGUCAAGCUGCUGGACAGCCCCCUCACCACCUGCUCCUCCCCCCCCCAGCUGCUCGGCCGCGAGCUCCAGGAAGUGGUUUCUAUUGGCUGGGGCGCUGUGGGGGGCGGGGCCAGCGGGAACAGCUGCCUGCCGCAGGUCUCCGCCCUCUCCUUCCCCCCCGUCCUCAACCUCAGCUCCGGACAGCCAAUCACGCUGCCCUGCUGGGCCAGUGCUGACCCCGCCCCCCAGUUCUACUGGGUCACGCCCACCGGAGACAAGGUGAGCUCGGAGGCGGGGGCGUCGCUGCAGAGCUCUGGACCAAUCAGGAGGAGGAGACACCGUGUGUCCCCGUCAGGAGCUCUGGUGAUGGAGCAUCUCGACCAAUCAGACGCUGGCCUGUAUACGUGUGUAGCGUGGAACGUGGAGGGGGCUGACACCAGGAGUGUCUCCGUGUUCAUGGACUCCAGGGGGCGUGGCUCCGGCCCCGGGGGGGAGGAGUCCUGGGGGGGCAACUCCUCCCACUCUGUCGCCUCCCUGGUCCUCCAGGCCAAGGUGGUCCGAUCCCACUCUGUUCUUUUGGAGUGGAAGUUGUUUUCCAGCCAACCAGCGCCUGGCUCUGGAGGCUCCGCCCACCAGGAGGUGUUGCCCCGCCCCCCACGCUGGACCAGCGCCAGCGUGCACAUCGACAGCUCUCAGAUCAGCUACACGGCCACGGUGCCGGUGGACGUCCAGGAGUACAACCUGACCCACCUCCUCCCCGCCACCGACUACCACGUGUGUCUGAGCGUCUCCUCCUCCUCCCCUCUCCUCCCUCCCCCCUCCCCCUCCCCUCCCGCCCCUCCCUCCCCGUCCGCCCCCCCUCCCCCGCUCCACACCGCCUGCGUCAACGUCACCACCCGGGAGGCGGGGCUGGCCGUGGCGCUGGUGGUCUCCCCGGGCAACAGCGUCGCCAUGGCGGCGGUGACGGGCUCCCUGUUCGCCCUGCUCCUCAUGCUCCUGCUGGGUGGAGUCAUGGCCCGCCGCCUCCACUCUAAGAGCUGCUCCCUGAAGACCUACCUCCACAGCUCCUCGUCGUCCUCCUCCAUCCCGCUGAAGGAGCUCUACCCCCCCCUCAUCACGCUCUGGGACGCCGACGCCGACAAGGAGAAGGAGCGCGAGGAGGAGCAGGGAGGGGCGCCCAUAGACACGUCCAAGACCUACCUCUGGUAGACCGGCGGGAGCAGACAGACAGGGAGACACACAGACAGGAGCCACGUAGACAGACAGGAGACACACAGACAGACAGGAGACACACACACAGACAAGAGACACAUAUCGCUAUGCAUGAUGCUGCCAUGACCAUCCCAUGGGGAUGCUGUGGCGUUGCCGUGGUAAUGCCCUGGUCAACCCAUGGGGAUGCUGUGGCGUUGCCGUGGUAAUGCCCUGGUCAUCCCAUGGUGAUGCUGUGGCGUUGCCGUGGUAAUGCCCUGGCCAUCCCGUGGGGAUGCUGUGGCGUUGCCGUGGUAAUGCCCCGGUGAUGACUGUACUACUACAGUACUUAUACAGUACUACUGCUGUAGAACGACAGCACUACUGCAGUAUUGGAGUAGUAUUGCAGUUCUACUCCUACAGUACUACUGCUGUUCUGCUUCUCCCAUGAUGUUUACAUGAGCUGAACCGGGUGGCGGUACUCUAUACCUCUGGAUGUCAAGUUCACUAAACUCCACCUCUGCUCUCAGAGUCCCAGAGAACAGUGUUGCCCUGACACACCUUUCUGCAUCGUAAACAUUGUUUUCUGGUCCAACCAGAGACCCCUCACUACUCAAACUCCAACUGGUUGUUUCUGUGUUCAAGGUUGUAGUUAAUUUACACAGCCAGUUAUUCUGCAUGCCUUUGCACUAAUGUGUUGGACUAAACCCAACUUUACCCCAAGCUAACUUAACCCCAUUACCAUAGCCUACUAUACCUAAGCCUGCUUUACCCAAGCCUACUUAACCCGAUUACCCUAGCCUAUUUUACCCUAGCCUACUUUAUAACAUUACCCUAGCAUACUUUAUCACAUUACAGAACCCUACUUUACCCUAGCCUACCUUACCCUAGCAUAGCUUGCCCUAAGCUACUUUACCACAUUUACUUUAACCUACUUGACACUACAUUACCCUAACCCUAACCUUCCACCCUCACCCCUCAGUCCUGUAUCCACCCCAUCCCACCUGUAUUUGGGGAAUUUAACAACUAUAUUUUAUUGUCAUCCAAAUUCCUUUGCUCUUUUAAUACAUGUUUUAUGAUUGGAAAUGUGUGCUAGAGCUGCCAACCACCACCACUGGAAUACUGUACUGAAAGGAUUUAGCUAGAGCUGUUUGCAUAAGCUACGGUUACGGACGAUUAGCUAGUUGUUAGCAUAAGCAACCGUCUCUUGUUAGGUAGAGCUGUAAGCAUUAGCUACUUUUUUGUACACUGUACGACGGAUGUCACACACACACACACACACACACACACACACACACACACACACACACACACACACACACACACACACACACACACACACACACACACACACACACACACACACACACACACACACACACACACACACACACACACACACACACACACACACACACACACACACGGCGUUUUGAAGCCUGCUGUCACUCUGGAAUGAGAUGAAGAUCUCACCACUAAACUGUCACUCCUUACUCUUCUCGACAUGCGGACCUUGGUGAGCACUAGGUCUACCACUUGUUUCACCAUGCGGACCUUGUUGAGAACUAGGUCUACCACUUGUUUCACCAUGCGGACCUUGGUGAGAACUAGGUCUAUCACUUUCUUCUCGAUAUGCGAACGCUGUGAAUUCAUCGGAACAUUAUCGGGCCAGCUCCCGCCCCCUAGUGGCGAGACGGGGGAGGACGGCUGCCUCAUCUCGAUCCAACCUGCAGGGUAUUUUGUACAAAUGUAAACUGCUUUAUAUUUGAACUCUACUGUUGUCCUGAUUAUCCAAACACCAGUUAAAACUGAAAUUUGAGGUUGUGUCAUAAAUAUAAAUGUUAUCCAUAUGCACCACAGACACUGAGCAUUGAACACCUUGAUAUAAUAAAAACAAUAGACACGAA
Molecule: messenger RNA, 4599 nt
Organism: Gadus macrocephalus (Pacific cod)
Lineage: Eukaryota; Metazoa; Chordata; Actinopteri; Gadiformes; Gadidae
Exons: 13
Coding region: 335-2713 (792 amino acids)
Cellular component (GO): extracellular matrix
Molecular function (GO): protein binding
Source: RefSeq, a predicted model, not a curated record